This is a messenger RNA of Zychaea mexicana, 2099 nucleotides long. RefSeq names its product Biopterin-dependent aromatic amino acid hydroxylase-domain-containing protein. Gene Ontology annotation, molecular function: adenyl-nucleotide exchange factor activity; oxidoreductase activity, acting on paired donors, with incorporation or reduction of molecular oxygen, reduced pteridine as one donor, and incorporation of one atom of oxygen; prephenate dehydratase activity. The transcript has 6 exons. The record is from RefSeq and is a predicted model, not a curated record. NCBI's taxonomy places the organism in Eukaryota, Fungi, Mucoromycota, Mucoromycetes, Mucorales, Lichtheimiaceae. The coding region runs from base 294 to 2063 and encodes 589 amino acids. Gene Ontology annotation, biological process: L-phenylalanine biosynthetic process; protein folding.
GUGCCAACCCCACCCCUCUCUUCCCUUUUUUUCCUCAUUCUUCUUGUCCUGUUUACUAAGACCGCCUCAGAAUGCUUCGAAAUCUGUGGACUGUUCGCGCUAGAUCGCGAUCGCUCCUGCCUUCUUUGCAAUGCACCCGAUCGUAUGCUACACCAACUCCAGCAAGCCUUGAAGAACGAGACAAGAAGUUGAACGAAUUAAACGUAAUAACAGUAAGCAACAAGUUUUGUCUGUCAACUAUCAACUCAACAUAUACGCACACAACGGAUGUAUAGGAAGCGGUGCAGCGCUGCAUGGCCGACAAAAAGGUGCUGGAAGAACGCAGCACCAAGGAAGUUGCCACGCAACGAGACUACGCGAUCCAAAAGUUUGCCAAGGAUCUGCUAGACACCGUUGACGUGCUGGGCAUGGCCAAAGCAUCGAUCCCUGCAGAGUUUCGCAAUGCGGAAUCAAUUCAGAAGCAUACUGCGGAUGAGAUCGUUGACAAGCUGACCAAUCUUUAUACCGGUAUGACCAUGACCGAAACCGAACUCGUCAAGACGCUGAAACGCCAUGGUGUGGAAAAGUUGGAACUGCAACAAGGCAAACAGUUUGAUGCGACCAAGGCUCAAUCUGUGUUGAGCAAAGAAAUCCCAGGCAAGGAGCCGGGCACAAUCUUUACGGUCAAGAAGUCUGGCUACACCAUACGAGGACGUAUGCUACGACAUGCUCAAGUAGGCGUUGUCGCAGAAAAGCGGUCAUACGCUGCACAAGCGGCUACACAGAGGGCCUCACAGCCGCCGUCGCAGGUCAAUAGCUUAAAGACGACAUUGUGCUUUUCAAUUACGGAUAAGGUGGGUGCCCUGGAGAACUGCUUGACUGCCAUCAAGGCCAUGGACGUCUCAUUGACCCGUAUCGAGUCACGACCCAGCCGUACUUCAGAUUGGGACUAUGAUUUCUUUGUGGAUCUGAAGGCUCGCGACGCCGUGCAAGUGAACAAUCUGGUAGAAGGUCUUCGUGCGCAUACAGCGGACGUACGUGUUAUCGGCGCUGAUGGCAAUGCACUGGAUAGUGUGCCAUGGUUCCCACGUAAGAUGACAGAUCUCGACACGUUUUCUGAAAAGGUGCUUGAGAUGGGCGGGGAGUUGAGUUCUGACCACCCCGGUGCUCACGAUCCCGAGUAUCGUGCUCGUCGAGCCGACAUUACACGCAUGGCAAAGGCAUUCCGCACAGGCGAUCCUGUCCCUCGCGUCGAUUACACUCCUGCAGAAAACGACGCAUGGGGUCAGGUCUAUCGUCGACUGACGCAAAUGUACAAAACACAUGCCUGUCGUGAGCAUCAGUACGUCUUCCCAUUGCUUGAACAAAACUGUGGCUACAGCGACAAGGAAAUUCCGCAGUUGGAGACUGUGUCGCGCUUCCUGAAGGAUUGCACAGGUUUCCAGAUCCGUCCUGUCAUGGGCUUGUUGACAAGUCGUGACUUUUUGAAUGCCUUUGCCUUCCGCGUCUUCCAUUCGACCCAGUAUAUUCGCCAUCCUUCGCAACCCUUCUAUACCCCUGAGCCCGAUGUGUGUCACGAGUUGCUCGGCCAUGCACCUUUGUUUGCAGAUCCCGACUUUGCAGACUUUUCACAAGAGAUUGGUUUGGCUUCGCUGGGGGCUUCGGACGAAGACGUCAAGAAACUCGCCACCAUUUUCUGGUUCACUGCAGAGUUUGGUGUGUGCCGUCAAGGAGAUGAGCUCAGGGCUUAUGGUGCUGGUUUGUUGAGCUCAUUUGGCGAAUUGGAAUACAGUUUGUCGGACAAGCCGGAACACCGACCCUUUGAGCCAGAAAAGACUGCUGUUACAGAGUAUCCCAUCACAACGUUCCAACCAGUUUACUAUGUGGCCGACUCGUUCAAGGAUGCACAAGAAAAAGUACGCAACUUUGCAGCCACAAUGAACCGUCCAUUCUCGGUGCGAUACAAUGCAUUAACACAAACAAUUGAGGUGCUCGAUACCAAGGACAAAGUAGUUCGUUUUGCCAAAGGCAUUAGAGACGAUAUGAAGACAUUAACCACCGUAAUUGAAUCACUUUCUCAUUAAAUUUAUAUAAUAGUACAAUGACAGAAAAAAAAAAUU